Molecule: messenger RNA, 2259 nt
Organism: Caenorhabditis remanei
Lineage: Eukaryota; Metazoa; Nematoda; Chromadorea; Rhabditida; Rhabditidae
Exons: 14
Coding region: 1-2259 (752 amino acids)
Biological process (GO): cGMP biosynthetic process; response to oxygen levels
Cellular component (GO): guanylate cyclase complex, soluble
Molecular function (GO): heme binding; guanylate cyclase activity
Source: RefSeq, a predicted model, not a curated record
AUGCCACGUGGCAGAGCAACACUGCCAAUAGGAUUCUCAUCGCUGGAGGAGAAUGGAUUCCCGAUCGAUAAUCGACGUUGGGGAAGAAGUGAAUCAACGGAGGGACACUUUACGAUUGAAGAAAGGAGCCCCGAGAAUCUUCUCGCUCUUGGUGACACAUCAAUCGGUUGGACACACGUGUGCGUGUCUCAACUGAUUCUUCGAAAGUAUGGACCAGAAGUGCUCGAAGAGAUUCUCCGGAAGGCCGGCUACACAGAAGACGUUCAAUUUGAUAUCCAAUGUUAUUAUGAUGACACAGAGACCAUGCGGAUUUUCAGAGUGGCCGCUUCGGUUUUGGGACUCUCCGUGGAUGAUAUGUGGGAGAUGUAUGGAGAAUUUCUGAUUACUCAUGCGUGUGAAACCGGAUGGCAGAAGAUGCUCUUCUGUAUGGCUAAUAAUCUUCAGGAGUUCCUCGACAACUUGAACAGUAUGCACUACUUCAUCGACCAAAUCGCAUUCAAAUCCGAAAUGAAGGGUCCAACGUUUCAGUGUGAACCAUUCGGAGAGUCCGGUCUCAAAUUGCAUUAUUUCUCGUUCCGACAAGGACUAUUCCCAAUUGUGAAGGGGUUGGUCAGGAAGACUGCCAGGACUCUUUUCGAAAUGGAAGUCAAGGUUAGUAUGCUGGAGCGUAACCAGGAAAGACGUAAAUCCGGAAUGGUGGAACACGUGAUAUUCUCGGUGGAGCCUGAUGACAACCAUCGGAAAGGAAAACGCUUGUUCUAUAAGUUCCGGAAUAAUAAAGCUCAAGAGUCUACGCCAAUUUUUAGUAUUUCCUCGCAAAUGCUCGUCGGUCUCCGCGACUUCAAGAACAUCUUCCCGUAUCAUGUGUGCUUUAACAAGCAAAUGGUCAUUGAGCAUAUCGGCAUCUAUCUCCUUCGUGAAUACGGACUUGAAAACAAGAAGACGCUGAAAGUGAGUGACUUGAUGCAACUCGUCCAACCAUCCGACAUUCAACUAACCUAUAAAAAUGUGUUGAGUUACCUGAAUACUCUUUUUAUAUUCCAACUAAAACAUCACUCGAAACGGAAUGAAGUGCAAGAAGGCUCUUCUGAGGCAUUCCAACAGCCACUGGUUCUCAAGGGAGAGAUGAUGCCGUUGAAUGACGGGAAUUCCAUCAUUUUCAUUUGUAGCCCGCAUGUUACUACGGUCCGCGACAUCCUGAACCUCAAGUUAUACAUUUCCGAUAUGCCUAUGCACGACGCCACCAGAGAUCUAGUCAUGUUGAAUCACAAAAAACUGGAAGAAACGAUGAAAAAAAUGAAGAAGAUGACGGAGGAGUUGGAGGUCAAAAAGACGCAGACCGAUCGAUUGUUGUUCGAGUUUGUGCCGCCUGUUAUUGCAGAGGCAUUGAGAGCGUCGAAACCGGUGCCAGCGCAAGAAUUCUCGGAUUGCUCAGUAAUCUUCACCGACAUUCCCGACUUCUUCACAAUCAGUGUGAACUGUUCCCCUCAAGAGAUCAUCUCUCUCGUCACCGAUCUCUUCCACCGUUUCGAUCGGAUCAUCGAGAAACACAAAGGGUACAAAGUUUUGUCUCUAAUGGACAGUUAUCUGAUAGUGGGCGGUGUCCCAAAUGCCAAUCAAUAUCACUGUGAAGACAGUCUGAAUCUUGCAUUGGGUCUGUUAUUUGAGGCGAGACAGGUGGAAGUUCCGAAGUUGGGACAGUAUGUACGGUUGAGGAUUGGUGUGCAUUGUGGACCGGUGGUGGCUGGAAUUGUUAGUCAACAGAAACCAAGAUUCUGCGUUCUUGGAAACACGGUGAACAUCACCAAAACUAUAUGCUCUCAUAGUCUACCCGGAAAGGCUCUAGUCAGCAACUCGGUUAGAACAAUGGUCACCAAGCACCUCAAAAGUAUUUUCGUCUUCAAUGCGAAUGGUUAUCUGGAACUCCCGAAUGCAAAAAUAAUGACACAUUUCCUGGAAAAGAACGAGAAAUGCAGUGUUUGGGAUAUUGUGGAGAGGGAGAAAGCCACCAACGACAGUAUCGACGGCUACCGUGAGCUCCACUCGGACAACGGAGCGGUUCAAUGGCAGGAGGCCACCGCAGCGGCGUUCAAAAUCAUUUCGGUAGUAGACGCCCUUGAGAACAAGCAGAGUCGCACGAAGAAGGCGUUGACCCGGUUGAGAUCUGUCAAACGGAAAUUCCAAACGAUUCAGAGCAAUGAUAGUGGAGUUUCUGUUAGCGAGCCGAAUGUCGAGAGCACUGUGUGCUCAAUUAUGUGA